Messenger RNA from Lactuca sativa (garden lettuce), 4955 nucleotides. RefSeq names its product ABC transporter C family member 14. Gene Ontology annotation, biological process: transmembrane transport. Gene Ontology annotation, molecular function: ATP binding; ABC-type transporter activity; ATP hydrolysis activity. The record is from RefSeq and is a predicted model, not a curated record. Gene Ontology annotation, cellular component: membrane. NCBI's taxonomy places the organism in Eukaryota, Viridiplantae, Streptophyta, Magnoliopsida, Asterales, Asteraceae.
UUGUUAUAAGAGGCCAAGAGGGUGUGCGUGCUGUUUUGGUCUUUGUGUGGUUAUUUGCUCCCCAAGACAACUCACAAUUAAGCACCAUGCAAAGGUUUUUUGAGUCGUCCUUCGUUCUUCCUCUCUACCACAAAGAUUGUUGAAGAUGAAGCAUAGCAAAAUUUGAGAUUUUAUACAGAAUUAGACAUCUUGUAAACAUUAAAGAUGGUGACUACAUCUUGGAUCACAUCUCUCUCUUGUUCUUCAAGCUCUGCCAUGGCACAAAACGACAACUCAUCCAUGCUCAAAUGGCUACAGUUCAUCUUGCUCUCUCCAUGUCCCCAAAGGCUACUCUUAGCUUCCAUUGAUACCCUCUUUCUCUUCACCCUCUUUCUUUUUGCACUUCAAAAGCUCUAUUCAAGAUUCACCUCCCACAAUAACACCAAUUCCGCCAUUAAUGAACCUCUAGUUCCUAAAACCCCAGUUUCUGUCAAAACCAAUCUUUGGUUCAAACUAUCUUUACUUGCUUCAGCCAUUUUAGCUGUUUUAGCCAUUGUUUCAUCUAUUUUGGGGUUCAUCUGCAACACCCAGAUGCCAUGGAAGGUGAUUGAAGGAACUUCUUGGUUACUUCAAUCGAUAUCAUUUCUCACAACCUUUGUUCUGAUCAUCCACGAGAAGAGAUUCCAAUCAGGAACUCAUCCAGUCUCCCUUCGUGUAUUCUGGGUGCUAAACUUCAUCGCCAUUACAUUAAUCGCAUCUCCAAGUAUCAUCCGUCUGGUUUCCAACACUCCAUUAUCCAAAACCGGAGACGUAAUCGCAUCAAUCUGUUUACCAUUUUCGGCUUUCUUCUUGAUUCCAUCGGUAACCGGUUCAACUGGGAUUACAGUGGCAACGGAAUCAGAGGUUUCUGAUGAAGUAAGCAAAUCAUCGAAUGUGAGUGGAUGGGCAUCUGCUUCGAUCUUAUCAAAAACAUUCUGGUUAUGGUUGAAUCCAUUGUUGAAGAAAGGCUACAAAACCCCGUUAACGAUCGAAGACAUUCCUUCACUUUCACAAGAACACCGAGCUGAAAGAAUGUCGUCCCUUUUCGAAAAAAACUGGCCAAAACCCGAAGAGAAGUCAAAACAUCCGGUUCGAACCACACUCAUUCGUUGUUUCUGGAAAGACAUCACAUUCACUGGAUUCCUAGCGAUCAUAAAGCUCGGUGUUGCAUACGUGGGGCCGCUACUCAUCCAAAGAUUCGUGGACUUCACCUCGGGGAAAAGCAACUCUCCAUUCGAAGGAUAUUACCUUGUCACAAUCCUUCUGGUUGCUAAAUUCAUUGAAGUUUUAUCAUCACACCAUUUCAAUUUCCACUCACAGAAGCUCGGGAUGACAAUCCGGUCAACCCUCAUAACCUCUCUGUACAAGAAAGGUUUACGCCUCUCGUGCUCCGCUCGACAGUCUCAUGGUGUGGGCCAGAUCGUGAACUACAUGGCUGUAGAUGCUCAACAGCUCUCCGAUAUUAUGAUUCAGUUACACGCGAUUUGGCUCAUGCCUGUUCAAGUUGUAGUGUUGUUAGUCAUUCUUUACGGGUACCUCGGGUUGUCAACUGUGGUUACUCUCAUUGCGGUUUUGGUGCUUCUACUUUUUGUGUUUUGGGGUACGAAAAGAAACAAUCGGUAUCAGUUUAAUAUAAUGACGAGCCGUGACUCGAGAAUGAAGGCCACAAAUGAGAUGCUUAGUUACAUGAGAGUGAUCAAGUUUCAAGCUUGGGAAGAACAUUUCAACAAGAGGAUUCAGACAUUUCGUGAGUCUGAAUACGGUUGGCUUUGCAAGUUCAUGUAUUCGGUCGGUUCAAACAUGAUUAUUUUAUGGAGCACGCCUUUGUUUAUCUCCACGGUGACAUUCGGGAGCGGGAUUUUACUCGGGAUAAAGUUUGAUGCGGGGACGGUUUUCACGGCCACAUCGCUGUUCAAGAACUUGCAAGAACCGCUCUGGAGUUUCCCACAGUCGAUGAUUUCACUCUCUCAGGCGGUGAUCUCGUUGGGGAGAUUGGAUGAGUAUAUGAUGAGUAAGGAGUUGGAUGAGGGUUGGGUGGAGAGGGAUGAUCAAGAUGGCGAUGCUACAACUGCUGUUGAAGUCCAAAACGGGUUGUUUAGCUGGAAUGAUGAGCCUUCAGAAGGGGGUAUGAAUAUGAUUAAGAACUUGAACUUUGAGAUUAAGAAAGGUGAGCUUGCAGCCAUUGUAGGGACUGUAGGAUCUGGGAAAUCAUCUCUGCUUGCAUCUGUUCUUGGUGAGAUGCCCAAAAUCUCAGGGAAGGUCAAAGUGUCCGGGAGCACUGCAUAUGUUGCGCAAACGGCAUGGAUUCAAAACGGGACGAUUCAAGAAAACAUUCUGUUUGGUUCACCAAUGGACAGACAUAAGUACAAGAAGGUAAUAAGAACAUGUUGCUUGGAGAAAGACUUGGAAAUGAUGGAAUUUGGAGAUCAAACUGAAAUUGGGGAACGUGGGAUUAAUCUCAGUGGUGGUCAAAAGCAACGGAUUCAGCUUGCACGGGCUGUUUAUCAAGAUUCUGACAUCUAUCUUCUUGAUGAUGUGUUUAGUGCUGUUGACGCCCACACCGGUUCAGAAAUAUUCAAGGAAUGCGUGAGGGGUAUCCUUAGAGACAAGACGGUCUUACUUGUGACUCACCAAGUCGACUUCCUUCAUAAUGUGGAUCUUAUCCUGGUGAUGCGUGAUGGGAUGAUUGUACAAUCAGGAAAGUAUGAUGAACUGGUUGAUUCUGGUCUGGAUUUUUCAGCUUUAGUAUCGGCCCAUGAGACCUCAAUGCAGCUAGUACAAAUGGAGUCUGCUACUGAACCAGAAACCCUAACAAAAUCUCUUAGCCAUAAUAAGUCUAAGUCCUCUGUGGAAGAAAACAAAGAAAAUCCAAAAGCUUUAGAACGAUCUCUGUCGAGUUCUAUAAUAGGAACAUCAAAACUGAUUGAAGAUGAAGAACGAGAAACAGGAAGGGUGAGUUUACAUGUAUACAAAGUGUAUGCAACCGAGGCUUUUGGGUGGACUGGUGUGGUUCUAAUUCUGUUGUUGACGGUGUUGUGGCAAGCCACACAGAUGGGUAGUGAUUACUGGUUGGCUUAUGAAACUUCAGAGGAUCGGGCUGCUUCUUUCAGCCCUUCCCGUUUCAUUGGAGUCUAUGCAAUUAUUGCAUGUGUUGCAUUUGUCAUGAUAUUUAGCAGAACUCUAUUCUCUAUGUUCCUUGGGCUUGAGACUGCACAAAAAUUCUUUAAACAGAUUCUUCACAGCAUCCUUCAUGCUCCAAUGUCGUUUUUUGACACCACACCUUCCGGAAGAAUUCUAAGUCGGGCAUCAAGUGAUCAAACCAACAUCGAUAUUCUGCUUCCAUUCAUGAUGAAUCUGAGCCUUGCGUUGUAUACGUCUGUGAUUAGUGUCAUCAUCAUAACAUGCCAAUACGCUUGGCCGACAGUCUUCCUACUUGUUCCACUCGGGUGGCUCAAUUUCUGGUAUCGGGGGUAUUACCUUGCGACAUCUCGUGAAAUAACUCGACUCGACUCGAUUACAAAAGCACCCGUGAUUCACCACUUCUCAGAGAGCAUAUCUGGGGUAAUGACCAUCCGGUGCUUCGGAAAACAAGACAGUUUUGUUCAAGAGAAUGUUGAGCGAGUGGAUGGAAAUCUAAGAAUGGAUUUCCACAACAACGGAUCAAAUGGAUGGUUAGGUUUCCGUAUGGAGUUUCUAGGAAGCUUGUUUCUUUGCGUUUCCACUGUUUUCAUGAUCAUCUUACCUAGCAAUGUCAUUCAACCAGAGGAUGUUGGAUUGUCACUCUCAUAUGGAUUGUCGCUCAACGGUCUGCUAUUUUGGGCUUUAUACACGAGUUGCUUCGUUGAAAACCGCAUGGUUUCAGUUGAAAGGAUAAAACAGUUUACAAACAUACCAUCAGAAGCAGAAUGGGUGAAGAAAGAUGGCCCACCUCCUCCAAAUUGGCCUACUCAUGGUAGUUUGGAGCUCAGAGACUUGCAGGUUAGGUAUCGCCCAAACACGCCUCUUGUGCUCAAGGGGAUUACUUUAAAGAUUGAAGGGGGGCAGAAGAUUGGCGUUGUUGGUAGAACAGGUGGUGGGAAAUCAACUUUGAUCCAGGUUCUGUUUAGACUUGUGGAGCCAUCUGGAGGGAGUAUCAUCAUUGAUGGUAUCGACGUCUCCACACUCGGACUUCAUGAUCUCAGGUCACGAUUUGGUAUCAUUCCUCAAGAACCCAUCCUUUUUGAAGGCACGGUCAGAAGCAACAUUGACCCUAUCGGUCAACACUCCGAUGAGGAGAUAUGGAGGAGUCUUGAACGAUGCCAACUUAAUGAUGUUGUAGCUGCAAAACCUGGGAAACUUGAUUCUGCAGUUGUUGAUAAUGGGGAUAACUGGAGUGUGGGACAGAGGCAACUUCUCUGUCUGGGAAGGGUGUUGCUGAAGCACAGCAGGCUGUUGUUCAUGGACGAAGCAACAGCUUCUGUUGAUUCACAAACAGAUGCAGUAAUUCAGAAAGUCAUAAGAGAAGACUUUUCAGACUGUACUAUCGUAAGCAUUGCUCACAGGAUACCUACUGUCAUGGACUGUGAUCAGGUUCUAGUCAUUGAUGCAGGGUACGCAAAAGAAUUUGACAAACCCUUGCGAUUGAUUGAAAGGCCCUCGCUUUUUGGGGCGUUGGUUCAGGAAUAUGCAAACAGAUCAUCUGGUUUAUGAGCAUAUAUGAAUGACAUUGAUGUUGCUCAUAUAAUCCAACAGAACAAAUUAUCAUCAUAGAGCAUGCCCUUGUUAGAAGAAUGAAGCAUGAUUUAGGAAUCAAUAGAAAUAUGUAUUAGCAAAAGCAAGCUACCACUUAUUUAAACUUGUUGCUUUGAUUGUAAAACCUCUAUGUACACAAGAGGCAGAGAGGCUAUUCAAAUCCCCAAGAAUACAUGGACUGGCAAUUGCCAAUGCUCCUUUGUCUA